Molecule: messenger RNA, 2132 nt
Organism: Triticum urartu
Lineage: Eukaryota; Viridiplantae; Streptophyta; Magnoliopsida; Poales; Poaceae
Source: RefSeq, a predicted model, not a curated record
UCCUCUACUACCUCCCUGUCCGCCUGCCUCCCUCCGCGUGUAGGCUCUCUCCGCUGGCAGGGUAGAGUAGAGUAGAGUAGAGUAGAGCGAGCGCCCUUCAAUUCCCUCCAACCCAGCCGGGCAAUGCCGUGCAAACCCUAGCCCCCCGCCCACCUGAUCCCCGCGCGCGGCCAUGGGCAACUGCUGCCGCUCGCCGGCCGCCGCCGCGCGGGAGGACGUCAAGUCCUCGCACUUCCCCGCCGCCGCCGCCAAGAGGAAGCCGCACCAGCCUCGGAGCGGCGCCGCGGGGGGCGCGGCGGCGGGCGGAGGAGGCGGAGGCGGAGGGGCGAAGCGGCUGGCCGUGCUGGGCGAGGAGGGGUGCGACUUCAUCGGCGGGAUCGACGACAAGUACCUGCUGGACCGGGAGCUGGGGCGCGGCGAGUUCGGGGUCACGUACCUCUGCGUCGACCGGGACACCAAGGAGCAGCUCGCCUGCAAGUCCAUCUCCAAGCGCAAGCUGCGCACCCCCGUCGACGUGGAGGACGUGCGGCGGGAGGUGGCCAUCAUGCGCCACCUGCCCCGCAGCCACAGCAUCGUGUCCCUGCGGGAGGCGUGCGAGGACGAGGGCGCCGUGCACCUCGUCAUGGAGCUCUGCGAGGGCGGCGAGCUCUUCGACCGCAUCGUCGCCAGGGGCCACUACACGGAGCGCGCCGCCGCCAACGUCACCCGCACCAUCGUCGAGGUCGUGCAGCUCUGCCACCGCCACGGCGUCAUCCACCGGGACCUCAAGCCCGAGAACUUCCUCUUCGCCAACAAGAAGGAGAACUCGCCGCUCAAGGCCAUCGAUUUCGGCCUCUCCAUUUUCUUCAAGCCCGGUGAAAAGUUUUCAGAAAUUGUUGGAAGCCCCUAUUACAUGGCUCCUGAAGUAUUGAAGAGAAACUAUGGACCGGAAAUAGACAUAUGGAGUGCCGGGGUUAUCUUAUAUAUUUUACUAUGUGGAGUUCCUCCGUUUUGGGCUGAGACCGAACAAGGGGUAGCACAAGCUAUUCUUCGUGGGAAUAUCGAUUUUAAGCGAGAACCCUGGCCUAAUGUAUCGGAAAAUGCUAAAGAUUUGGUUCGACGUAUGUUGGAACCAGAUCCAAAGCUCAGGUUAACUGCAAAGCAGGUUCUUGAGCACCAUUGGCUUCAAAAUGCUAAGAAAGCUCCAAACGUUCCUCUUGGAGAUAUUGUCAAGUCAAGGCUUAAGCAAUUUUCGAGAAUGAAUAGAUUCAAAAGAAGAGCUCUAAGAGUCAUUGCUGAUCAUUUGUCUGCUGAGGAAGUUGAGGACAUAAAGGAGAUGUUCAAGGCAAUGGAUACUGACAAUGAUGGCAUUGUCUCUUGUGAAGAAUUGAAGAGUGGGAUAGCAAAAUUUGGCUCUCACCUUGUGGAAUCAGAAGUGCAGAUGCUUAUUGAAGCUGUGGAUACAAACGGUAAAGGAGUACUAGAUUAUGCCGAAUUUCUAGCUGUCUCUCUUCAUCUGCAAAGGAUGGCAAAUGAUGAGCACCUUCGGCGGGCCUUCUUAUUCUUUGACAAGGAUGGCAAUGGUUACAUCGAGCCGGACGAGCUUCGAGAGGCUCUGAAGGAUGACGGAGCAGCUGAUAGCAUGGAAGUUGUGAAUGACAUACUGCAAGAAGUUGACACCGAUAAGGAUGGCAAAAUUAGCUACGACGAAUUCGUGGCGAUGAUGAAGACGGGCACAGACUGGAGAAAGGCAUCACGGCACUACUCGAGAGGCAGAUUCAACAGCCUUAGCAUGAAGCUUGUGAAGGACGGUUCCGUCAAAUUGGGCGUGGAGUAAAAAACAUGGUGUUUAUUUGUGCAUGUAGUUAGGCAUUUGGGCCCCACUAAGCAGCAGCUCCUUUAGUUUUUGUCAUGGUCGUUUUGCGUGGAAAUUUAGAUAGGUGGAACCCCCCCUGAUUGGCUUACAUGUGUAAUUAGUUCUCGUGGAUGAGUGGCAAUGGCACGCGCGUGGUGACUGGUGAGCGAUGUGCCAAGAGCAUUGCGCCUGCUUUCUGAACUACUGAUGCCAAGUGUUGUACAAUGUUUUGCCGCACACAAAUACAGUUUCUAGAUUUGGUGUAGAUGUGUCUGAAAUAAGAUGUGCCGGCUCAGUA